UUCGCAAUCUUAUCAGCGUGUCAUACCGCUGUCGGCGAUGAGGAGACACCCGAUGAGGUUAUCCACCUCGCUGCUGGUUUGCAGUUCUCAGGGUUCAAGAGCGUCAUUGGAACACUGGUUGUCGAUGAUGCUGUCGCACAACAUGUUGUCGAAGCUUUCUACGAGAAGAUGUUCAAGGAUUCGAAUGAGGAUGUCUAUGUCAUGGACUGUACGAAGGCAGCCUCUGCACUCAACCAUGCUGCAUACGCUGCCAAAAGGACAGUACCGCUCGAGCAGAGGAUUGUUUUCAUUCAUAUCGGUGUGUAG
Molecule: messenger RNA, 306 nt
Organism: Suillus paluster
Lineage: Eukaryota; Fungi; Basidiomycota; Agaricomycetes; Boletales; Suillaceae
Exons: 1
Source: RefSeq, a predicted model, not a curated record